AUGCUCAUAUCAACAUCACGACGAGAUGACUCAUAUUGCAAACUAAAAAACUCUAUUAAGCACAACCUUGUUCCAACUGCUGUUGAUGUGGCAGCUGUUAGAGUUGAAUCACCACCUGGACGUGUUAUCAGUACUGUAGAGCGAGAAGCUCAUGCGUGUAAUACAACUUGUGUUAUUAAGGACGCGAAUGAUCAAUGUACGUUGACUAUCAUGAGGCCAUGUUGUAUUUGCAAUGGAAAUUACUCUUGUGAUUGCAAAAAUCGAUUCAUUUUUCGUAAAGCCGAUCGAUCAUCGGAAACCGAAGCGAUUAAAAAGCAAUAUGUUGGAAGUGUGCAUAUAACAGCAGCAAAUCCAUUUGUAUUUCCAUUGAAUUUUUCAAUGAAUCUUGAUGUUCGAAUGAAAGCUCUCGUACUUGACACUCUAUUCCUACUUGCAGUUACGAGUAUAAAACACUUCUAA
This is a messenger RNA of Adineta ricciae, 459 nucleotides long. The record is from the annotation of a GenBank genome assembly. Lineage: Eukaryota; Metazoa; Rotifera; Eurotatoria; Adinetida; Adinetidae.